AUGAGAGUAACUGGUUACUAUAAAUGUCUCUAUACAAUUGAUACUCAAGUAAAACAUCUGGACCAAAAAUCUCUGCUAAAUCUUGGGGAUUGGUUGCAUAGAAAAUGGAAAGCAACUAUGGAACACAAAGAUAAAGCAGGGGGAUUACUUGCUGAACUUGAAAGAAAGAAUAUCACAGAAAAUCUAUUAAGAGAAGAGUGGGCUGCUCAAGUUAAACAACAGACAAAGCCAAACCCCUGUCAGGCUAAGAAUUUGGCUGACAAAACCAUUGAAGAAAUUUUGGAACUAAAGGAACAGAUCCAGUCUUACAAGAGAGAAGUUAAUCAAUUUGAAAACAUGAUUCAAAGUGGCAACUAUCAAGGAGAGUGGGACUUGGCAGAAGUUAAAUUGCAGAUUGAAGAACUAAAUGAAAAAUGCAAAAAAGCUGAGGUAGCUAGGAGAACCAAGCAUACAUCUCUUAGUGUGGAUGGUCACCUCAGUCUUGAUCAUCUGCUUGGAAACAAAUUUCUACAGAUCCGAGUGAAUGCUCUAGCUUUGAAAAAGAGACUACGAAAUUGUCUCCAGCAGCGAAAAUUUGAAAUUGAUGGACUGGAGAGAGCUCACAGAAAAACAACUACAAAUGAAAAGAAACUGAGAGAACAUUCUCAGUCACAAAUUAGAUGCAAAGAGCCUGGCAUUCAGCAGCUAGCAAAAAAAUAUAAUGACUUGUGUGUACAGUCAAUCAAGAUGGUAGAAAAAAGGGAGGCACCUCAUGGUGCAUGGGCACCUCAUCUAAUUUCCACUGAUGUGCUAUUCAAACUAGAUGUGGAUGAUGAUAUUUGGCAGGAUGUUGGGCUUGAUGAAAUGGAUCUUGGUAUUGAUGUGCCAAGAUGGUUGGGUGAUGAGGGUGUAUGGCAAGGAAUUAAAGCAUUACUUGAGUGGGACAGAUGCUGUGAGGAGGAUCAGCAAACCUACAGAUUACUUGUGGGCUUUUCGUGA
Messenger RNA from Laccaria bicolor S238N-H82, 978 nucleotides. RefSeq lists its product as uncharacterized. The coding region runs from base 1 to 978 and encodes 325 amino acids. Lineage: Eukaryota; Fungi; Basidiomycota; Agaricomycetes; Agaricales; Hydnangiaceae. The record is from RefSeq and is a predicted model, not a curated record. The transcript has a single exon.